Messenger RNA from Tyto alba (common barn owl), 1834 nucleotides. RefSeq names its product nucleotide binding protein 2 (gene NUBP2). Bases 99 to 1031 code for a protein of 310 amino acids. Gene Ontology annotation, molecular function: ATP binding; ATP-dependent FeS chaperone activity; 4 iron, 4 sulfur cluster binding. The transcript has 7 exons. Gene Ontology annotation, biological process: iron-sulfur cluster assembly. Lineage: Eukaryota; Metazoa; Chordata; Aves; Strigiformes; Tytonidae. Gene Ontology annotation, cellular component: cytosol. The record is from RefSeq and is a predicted model, not a curated record.
AAGAGUCGGGGAAACCGGCCCCGGGUGUCUCCCGGUGACGGGACGCGGUGACUGAGCUCGAAGCAGAGACCCGAGCGCCGCUGACGAGAGAGCGAGAAAUGUCACGGAGGCUGGAGAGGCUCGUGGGACCGUGGGGAGGCAACUGGUGCGGUGUGGAGGAAGGAAACGCCAAAGGUCUGAGCUCACCAGCAGCCUCCCAGCCGUUCCCCGAGCUCUUAGGCUCAACCUGGGAGAAAAGCAAUCUGGCUGGGGUGCGGCACAUCCUGCUGGUGCUCUCCGGGAAGGGUGGCGUGGGGAAGAGCACCAUCUCCACUGAGCUGGCUCUGUCGCUGCGACACUCCGGGAAGAAGGUGGGGAUCCUGGACGUGGACCUCUGUGGCCCCAGCAUACCCCGCAUGUUUGGGGUGCAGGACAACGACGUGCACCAGUGCGACAGCGGCUGGGUCCCUGUCUUUGUGGACCAAGGCAAGAGCAUCUCGCUCAUGUCCAUCGGCUUCCUGCUGGAGAAGCCAGAUGACGCCGUGGUGUGGCGAGGACCCAAGAAAAACGCUUUGAUCAAACAAUUUAUUGCUGACGUGGCCUGGGGGGACCUGGACUUCCUCAUCGUGGACACGCCGCCAGGCACGUCUGACGAGCACAUCUCCACGGUGGAGGCCUUGCGGCCCUACAAACCGCUCGGAGCAAUCCUGGUCACAACACCCCAGGCUGUGUCUGUGGGAGAUGUGAGGCGAGAGCUGACAUUCUGUAAGAAAACUGGCUUACGAGUUCUCGGCAUCGUGGAGAACAUGAGCGGCUUUGUCUGCCCGCACUGCUCAGAGUGCACAAACAUCUUUUCCAAAGGGGGAGGUGAGGAGCUGGCCAAGCAUGCUGGGGUCCCCUUCCUAGGCUGUGUUCCCCUGGACCCCCAACUCAGCCAGAGCUUGGAAGAAGGCAGAGACUUCAUCCAAGAGUUUCCCAAGAGCUCUGCCUUCCCUGCCUUGGCUCACAUCGCCCAGCAGAUCUUGGAUGGUCCAUCGCAGGGGAGUUCCUGAGGAGCGUGUGGAGCCGGACUCUUGCCGGCUGAGCCCCUGGCCUGGCAGCACCGCCAGCAGCCCGUGCCGGUGGGGAAGGGAGAUGCAGAAGCUGUUUAAUUAUAGGACUGCCUCAGCGGGGGGUGAUGAGGGAAGGGGGAGCACAGCAUUGGCGCCGCUCACAGCAAUCCAAAAAGGGAAGUACUGCUCCAUCCCCCCCUGGGUCUGAAGAGUCCCUGCACGGGUGCUGCUGCCCGCGCAGCGGCAGCCCGUUUCUCGCCUUCUCUCCGUGGCGAUGCUCUGCCCAGGCGGCACAGUCUGUCCCAUGCCGCGCCUUCCUCCGCCGCCAGCUGUUGCAUGGGGAGCUCUCGCUUUUCUCCAUGGCGUCUCGUACGCUGUGGUGCUUCUGGCAUCAUCCCGGGCAGCUACAGCAGCAAACGCUGUCGUCUGGUCUCUUCCCUCAAAUGAACCCCAGCAGCGCCCAUCGUCUGGAUCGUGGCUCCGUGUGCUGCCGCCUUCUACCGCUUUCCUUGCGCAACAGGUUAGGUGGCGCCUGAGUGGCUGGUGAGUUUGUGCUGGAUGCUCUGAUGCCAACCCAAGCCAGGCCACCUCGCUCUGAAAUCUCAGCUCACUGGCUCCUGGCGGGCCGAUGAGGGCAUGGGAUGUGCUUCACACAAAAAAAAUGUCUUUAGGAGAUCUACCGCCCAUCUGAGGUCUGCGUGGGCCGUGCUGGAAACAAGGCCUUUUUGGUCUGCUGGGGGUUAUUGUGACUCAGGACUACUUUUAAAGGUUCCCAGGCAGUAAACACUUUUCUGAAAAUCCAA